AUGGCCAACGACGAAUACGAUUUUCUCUUCAAAGUGGUGUUGAUCGGAGAUUCCGGUGUCGGUAAAUCCAACCUGUUGAGUCGAUUCACCCGCAACGAGUUCAACUUGGACUCCAAGUCAACGAUCGGUGUGGAGUUCGCGACUCGCUCGAUUCAGGUGGACUCGAAGACCAUCAAGGCACAGAUCUGGGAUACUGCCGGUCAGGAGCGCUACCGUGCCAUCACCUCUGCCUACUACCGCGGCGCUGUUGGUGCCCUUCUCGUCUACGAUAUCAGCAAGCACCAGACCUACGACAAUGUCACUCGGUGGUUGAAGGAGCUCCGCGACCACGCCGACUCUAAUAUCGUGAUUAUGCUCGUUGGUAACAAGAGCGAUUUGAGGCACCUGCGUGCGGUCCCCACCGAGGAGGCCAAGCAAUUUGCUAGCGAGAACAACCUCUCUUUCAUCGAAACCUCCGCCCUUGACGCCAGCAACGUUGAGCUCGCCUUCCAGAACAUCCUCACAGAAAUCUACCGUAUUGUGUCUAGCAAGGCCCUCGACUCCGGUGAGGGCUCCUCGGCCGGGCUCCCUGGUGGCCGCCCCGUCAUCGAGGUCACUCAGCAGGAUCAAGAGCAGAAGCAGGGCUGCUGCUAA
Molecule: messenger RNA, 633 nt
Organism: Penicillium pulvis
Lineage: Eukaryota; Fungi; Ascomycota; Eurotiomycetes; Eurotiales; Aspergillaceae
Product: Rab family GTPase
Exons: 5
Coding region: 1-633 (210 amino acids)
Biological process (GO): exocytosis
Cellular component (GO): recycling endosome
Molecular function (GO): GTP binding; GTPase activity
Source: RefSeq, a predicted model, not a curated record